This is a messenger RNA of Drosophila ficusphila, 1533 nucleotides long. RefSeq names its product exosome complex component RRP45 (gene Rrp45). Gene Ontology annotation, cellular component: nuclear exosome (RNase complex); cytoplasmic exosome (RNase complex). The transcript is spliced from 4 exons. Gene Ontology annotation, biological process: U1 snRNA 3'-end processing; nuclear polyadenylation-dependent rRNA catabolic process; U5 snRNA 3'-end processing. The coding region runs from base 97 to 1335 and encodes 412 amino acids. The record is from RefSeq and is a predicted model, not a curated record. NCBI's taxonomy places the organism in Eukaryota, Metazoa, Arthropoda, Insecta, Diptera, Drosophilidae.
GUGGCAACGCCGCGCAACUUGUCUGCACGUUUUUAAAAGCCGGCCAAUCCGAAUCCAAAACAAGAACAGGAUCAGUACACACUCGAAAAAAGGACGAUGUUUAUGAACUGCAACCUCUUUGAGCCGGGCAAAUCAAAGCCAGAACGGAAUUUUGUUCAGCUAGCUGUGAAGCAGAAUCAGCGCUGUGACGGUCGGCGCUCCAACGAGGGCCGCGAUGUGGAGGUGACUUUUGGCUCGGAUUGGGGCACCGUGGCGGUAUCCUUGGGCGAGACGAAAGUACUGACCCAUGUUACCUGCGAUUUGGGUGCACCGACAACAUCCCGACCCAACGAGGGCAAGCUCCAGUUGAACGUGAAUCUUGGCGGUGUCGCCUUCUUGGACGAAGCGCAGACUACACAUGACCAGCGAUCCCUCACCUUGAAUUCCCUUUUGGAGAGAACCUUUCGCAGCUCAAGGUGUGUUGAUCUGGAGUCUUUGUGCGUAGCCGCCGAGCAGCAUGUGUGGUGCAUCCGUGUGGACAUCAAUGUGCUAAAUCACGACGGGAAUUUGUAUGAUGCCAGCACUAUAGCCACUUUGGCUGCUUUGAUGCACUUCCGUCGACCGGAUGUUACAUUUGCGGACGAUGAUCUGCGUAUCUACACAGAGAAGGAGCGGGAAUUCAUUCCGUUGUUAUUUCUCCACUAUCCCGUGAGUGUUACCUAUUGCAUUUACAAGAGCAGCGGCCAGCCAAUUGUGGAUCCUACGCUGCUGGAGGAGAACGCCGCCGAUUCUGUUAUUGUGUUGAGCUUCAACUCCUACCAAGAGUUGUGCACCCUAAACGCCGGAGGCACAGCACCAACAAAUGUGAGAACGAUCAUGCAAUGUGCACGCAAUGCAGCGACUCGCGCCAAGGCUUUGGUCGAUUUCAUUCGCAAAGCUUUAUCGCUGGACGAAGAGCGUCGAUUGCAGGGCAGUCGCUUGAUCCAGGGAUUGGCGUCUCUUUUUGGAGAAACGCCACAUAAGCUGAGCUUCAAGAAGCUAAUGGGACAACAAAAGCAGGAAGCCCCCUUAGUUGAUAAAAUGGAGGUGGAUAGCAACACUAUUUUAAGGGCAGAUAUUGAGGAAACUGAGGCCAAAGAAGAGACGUCUAAAAAGCAGACAGACGUCCCUCUGGACGCCACCAGUUGGCUGCCGCAGGAUGAGAACUCCCAGGAACUGCCUACGCCCUCGCAGGCGUCCACAUCGAAGGCGGGCAAGGGCAAACAGAAUCGGAGCAAAGGCAAGGCCAACAAAAAGCAACACGCAAAGAAACAAAAUCACAGUGAUUCCGAGGAGGAAACCAAGCAUGUCAUCUAGCCGAUAUGAUAGUCUUGUAGUUGAGUGAAAAUGCUUUCUAUUAAGUUUUAUUUAGGCUUAAAUAUAUGGCUAAAAAUCAGUCUAGGCUUUAACAGAAAUCGUUUAAUGCGGAAUUCCAAUUGAUGGAACCGAUGUUCAUCUUAGUUAGGCUUAAACUAGAGCUCUAAAUAUAAAUCCAACCCGCCGGGGCUAACGAGA